AUGAUCAUGGCUCCGGCCGUGGAAACGACGUCUUCCUUCCCGCGUUCUCACUCUAGCCCCGAUCUAGAACUUCUCUCGCUAUCAUCCCUCGAUAAAUCCUCCCCAACCCCAUCACCGCACCGCCAGAGCGUUUCCGACCUUCAAUCGAUAUCAAGUUUCGAUCUUCCCACGUUUAAUGUCGAAUUCAACCUUGAUACAACUGUUUUUCUAGGAGGGGAACAGGCUGGCAAGACGGCACCGGUGUCAACCCCUUCAAUCGUUGAAACGAAAGAGGUUCCAGAGGAGCCCUCACGCAUCAGACAUGCCCGAAAAAGAACAAGCUCGCUCAUAGACACCCGCGGUUGGCUAUCAAGCUCCAAGAGCACGACAGAUCUUCACGAAGAACCUCCUCGACCGACGACUUCUGCUGGCGACAAGAAAUUUGGCGAUGGAUCGAUUGGAGACUUGAAACCCCUACAGAGAACGAUGACAAAAUCAGGAUCUUUCGCAAACUUCGCCAAACGGUCAUGGAGACCUUCUCGCUCCCCGUCGCCCAUGAAGAAUGCAGACCCUGCCAAGGAAAACGAAGAGUCAUCUGGGCGUAAUCGAUCCGAGAGUACAACAUCAGUCAAGCUUACAAAGACUCGUAAACGCCCUGGUCUGACCGUCGAGCAGGCAGACAAGAACAAGUCGACUGAUUCACUCAAGUCUGCCGGCCCUAAAGCCUUUUCCCGAGCGAGCGGUUACUUCUCAAAGCUCAAAUCGAAACAAGCGGGCCUGUCAAAGCUCAAUACCAGCACCGACUCCGACAACAGCUGCGCUUCUUCGGCCACAAGCCUUGCAGCACCAGCAUCGAUAAUCGCUGCAGAGGAACGUACGCCGCAAUCUUCCACCUGCGACACAACCUCCGCUACAACUGUGACGGAUGAAUCGUCCAUGGAGAUGCCCCCUCAACAAAGAGAUGUCUUGUGGUCGUCUUUCAAGGCCAUUGACGUGGAUUUCAAAGGAUUCCUUGCCAAGAGCACAGCCCAGCGAAUGUCGCAGGUUCAAACACAGCUUCUCCCAUUCCUGCGAAACACGAUGAAUCAUGAGUCCACCAAGAAGCUUUACCCCGAAGAUGUCGAUCGAAGGGCGACAAUUUUGAACAAGUGGUGGAUUGCAAUCUUGGAAAUGCUGGAUGGUCAGGCGCCCCAGCCUGUCCCUGGUGUUGAUCGCCCGGUCCUUUUCGAUGCCGCGACACUUCUCAUGACGCGACAUGAAUGGCGACAAGCUACAUCGUACUUCCUACCACUUAUCAACCGAUCUCCGGCUGAGCGCGUUCGAGCGCGAUCUCUGACCAACUCUUCCACCUCUUCUGUCACAUCGAGCCAAGCGGCUUUCCUAGAAGAGUCAGCAGAACACAAUGUCAGGACCAUGUUUGUUUCCAAUUUGGUCAAACAAAUGGGUUUUGUAGUUGAAAAGCUUUCGCUCCGUCACGUCCCCGUCAGCCUGGUUAACUUUGCCGGAAAGGCUUGCGCCUACGCAUUUUUCUUCGCGCCUGGCGUUGCAGAUAUUCUGAUCAGACUCUGGGGACUUUCUCCUGAACUCAUUCGACGAGUAGCUGAUGAGCUUGGCCUCCCAAGAAAGAACAAAGGCGAAAGCGACGAUAUUGCAGCUCUGUUCCCUCCAACUAUUGGCGUAUUUGCCUGGACAUCGCCAAAGGGGAUGUGGGAUAGCCUUAAGAAGGUUCCCAGAUUGCCUAUGCUGGUGUCUAGAAUCCCCUGGACAGGUCCCUGGGCAGCUCGCUGGAAAGGCCGAGACACAGAUGUAUUCUUCAUCUUCUGCAAAUAUUUUCAUAUCCUCUCUGAGCAAUUCAUGCCCCCUGGACUGCCCCUGCUCGAAAAGGCUAGGUCUCCUGCAUUUGCUCUUGUUCAAGCUCAGCUUCUUUACGUUUUGGAUACAACGAUUCACCGUCAAUCUCCAAUGGAUGGCGGCUUUAAUCCUGCUGCAAUGGACUCUAUGUCAGGUGCGGAUGCUGCAAUGGCUCUGCCACUCCCUGUCAGUAAUGUUAUGAGAGGCAUGUCCGAGAACCGAUGCAUCAUGCUGUUGAAAGACUUCCUUUCGGAUGAAUCAACUGAGAUCGCUGGUGCUCGUCACACAUUUGCGGAAACCUUUGCAACCAUGAUGAAGGCAGCGACCCGCAAGGUGUCGAAAUACAGCCAUCCUGCUUGUUUCACCCUGUGCGACUUCUUGGAGGAAGUUCUCGUGCUCUAUAGCGAGUUUGAGGAUCCCGACUGCUCGAAUAGCUAUCUUGACUGGGCAUUUUGGUUUGAUGUUUGCCAGAAAGUCAUGAGCUCUUUCAACACCAUGUCUGAGAUUCGAAUGUUAGCCUUAGUCUACUCCAUCUGGGAUGCCAUUUCGAAGGAUCCCGUGCGCAAAUUGGCUGUCUGCAAGGACUGGCUGCUUACCGAGGAGACUUUUAAUGAGUUUUUCAACCAUUGGUGCCCAAUGGUUCGGGCUUACUACCAGCGUUUGCUGUGCUGGCGAAUGUGCCGAGAUACGGGAACGCUGGAUGAAGUUGAUGGUCAAAUCUUCGCUCUUGUAGCUGAGCGACUUCAGACGACGUGGGCUCACUAUCUGCACAUCAAGCAUACUGCCGAACAAGAACAGCGAAUCCCCCCUUCAACUGCUCCAGUGAACCCUGCACCCGGCAAACGGUUCAUGAUCAUUCGCCAAGAGAUUAAUGUUCCUCAGCCUGGACUAUACAUGGGGAGCUUCGAUUCCUUCGCUAAACUUCCUAACAGCGAGACGAGCGUUCUGAAUGGCCUGCCUCCUGACCCGUUGAGGAAUGAUGGAAGAAAACGAUGGUCACUAUUAGGAAAAGUCCUUUCUCUUGGCGGUAAUGCGGGAGCAGGUGCUGGCUGGGACGAUGAUUUCCAGAGUGUCCGCCGUGAGACAGCAGAAUCUCGAUCUUCUAGUGCCGCUCAAACGAAUAGGAACUCUAAUGUUAAUCAUAACAAGGGCCGUCCAUCUGAAGAUGACUCCUUGUAUUCUCAGCCAACUUACGAGGAGCCAAAAUAUGUUUUCAAGUUUAUUCUUGCUUGGCAACAACAGGCAGCACCUCUUCGAGAUCGUUUCCUGACUCGCCCUCGACUUCCCGCCCCAGCACAGACUCGUAUCAGUGGACCUCUACGAGUCAACGGCUUUACUGUGCCAGCGGGAUAUGCAGCGCCAACACGCAAGUUUUCUGGCAGCCCCCAGCAAGGACUCAUCGACAAUGCUAGGAACGCGAAUUCGUUGAGCCCAACUGAUGAGCAAAAUGGUUCUCCAAGUUGGAAGCUUGAGGUUACGCUUCCGAGUCUGAGUGACGAAUCCCCUCGAACUUCCAGCAUCAGGGCUAGCCCCUCUCCUUCACCGUCACCGUCUCCAUCACCGUCACCGUCUCCCAACUCAAACAUGGGCUCUUUCACCGAUGCUGUGGUGGAUCCUAUCAAGCCAACUGGCCUGUACGUUAAGAAUUCCGUCUAUGCUGGACGCUCACUCGCCGAGUGGGCGCAAGUUGUUUUUGAGUGCAACAAUUUCGUUGAACGUCGUCGUGACGAGGGAAUGGAAAACCUUGGCGACGUUGAGAUACCUAUUCUUGGAGUGGAGGGCUUUCGCAAGGUUGGCGGCUAG
Fusarium redolens is the source of this 3633-nucleotide messenger RNA. RefSeq lists its product as uncharacterized. The record is from RefSeq and is a predicted model, not a curated record. Bases 1 to 3633 code for a protein of 1210 amino acids. The transcript is spliced from 2 exons. Lineage: Eukaryota; Fungi; Ascomycota; Sordariomycetes; Hypocreales; Nectriaceae.